GCAUUCCAAGGUAUGCAAAAGAUUGAAAAUAAGUUCUGAAGGAGGAGAUUAUGGCCACAGAUCAUAUCCUGUGACUAAGCAUGAUAAUUUUAAACACAAGCAACAACAGGCCACAUCAAGAAUUCUUAAUGAUUCGGAACCAUCUGACACUCCCAAUUUGGUGCAAGUGUUGGAUACAAGUAUGUUUGGAAGUGUGGGGAAAGAAAUAGAGGCCCUUUGUGCACGAAGGUCACAAUUGCUGAAACAUGAUGUUGCAAGAAAUCCUAGGCUUCCCUUCACACGUUCAAAUGUGCCAAACAACAGGAGUAAAGAGCCUGGUAAAUUAGUGAAUCAGAGGGCCACUCAUCUCACACAUAAAAAUAUCAUUGAUGUAGAGGAUGACUGUAUGUUGAUUGAUGCCCCUGCAGUAGUUCCAACUGUUGUAGAUCUUAGUUCAGAUGAUGAAGACGGUGAACAUCGGAGGCGUUCUAAUAUAUAUCAGAAGGUUGUGUUGGAGCCUGUCGGAAAAUUUCUCACGAAGGAUUCCAUGAAUAUUCAAAAGAGCAAAGUUGUAAAGGAACAAGUAGAAAGCAUGAAUGGAAAAGUUGAUAUUAAUAAGUUUGGCGCAAAAGAUGAUGUAGAGGUUGAUGAUGAUAGUCACCAGCCAGUUCAGGAAAAAGAAAGUAAUUAUGAAACUAAUACUGUAGACCAUAGCCUGAAAGAUAUACAAAGAAAAGCUCCAAGCAAAGAGGUACGAAAUGUGUCUUAUACAGUUGAUGUCAGGAUUGAAAAAGAUGAAUAUGAUGGCUCUAGAGAUGAUGUGGUGAUUGAGAAUGACAAUCAUCAAAUUCAUCAAAAAGAGGAGCAUAAUCUUCAAACAUAUGCUGAAGACAAUGGUCUGGAGAAUAUAUGCAAGAAGAUGGCAGUCACAUCAGAAUGUUCCGAGGACUAUCAUGUUCCACUUAGUAACCAUGCAAAAGGCGGAGCUCAAUCCCUUAGUUACCCUGCAAAAGGUGGAGCUCAAUCCCUUAGUUCCCCCGCAAAAGGCGGAACUCAACAAGAAGAAGCAAGAGGUGAACUUGAAAUCAAGAAAGAAAAAGGUGUUUAUGUUGGCGUAGAAGAUGAAGACAAUUAUCAAACUGAAACUGAAAAUGAUGGGCUGCAAGAUAUUUGGAAGGAGAUGUCAAUGGCAUUGGAAUGUUCAAAGAAUUUUGCUCUAGAUCCUUCAUCUGAUGUAGAAGUGAGAGAAAGUGAGGAGGACUGUGAUCAUUCUUUUGUUUUAAAGGAUGAUCUUGGUUAUCUUUGUCGCAUUUGCGGGGUUAUUGACAGAGGAAUUGAGACCAUAUUUGAGUUCCAGUACAAUAAGUACAAAAGGAGUACUCGAACACACAUUUCUGAUUCUUGGAAUGGCAAAGACAGAGACUCAACUGAGAUGGUUGGAGUUAAAUUUUCUGAAGAUGAUCUGACAGUAAUUGAUAUCUCUGCCCAUCCAAGGCAUAUGAAGCAAAUGAAACUUCAUCAGGAGGAGGGUUUCAAUUUUCUUGUUAGCAACUUGGUGGUUGAUAAUCCUGGGGGCUGUAUCUUGGCCCAUGCUCCUGGAUCCGGAAAGACAUUUAUGAUAAUCAGUUUUAUGCAAAGUUUCCUGGGAAAAUAUCCACAGGCUAGACCACUGGUUGUGCUUCCUAAAGGAAUCUUGGCAACAUGGAAAAAGGAGUUCAAGACAUGGCAAGUAGAGGAUAUUCCACUGUAUGAUUUUUACACUGCUAAAGCAGAAAAUCGAUCUCAGCAACUGGAGGUGUUGCAUAAGUGGGUAGAGCAUAAGAGUAUCCUAUUUCUUGGUUACAAACAAUUUUCAACUAUUGUUUGUGAUGAUGGAAACAACGAGAUCUCCACUUCAUGUCAAGAGAUACUUCUUAAGGUUCCUUCAAUUCUUAUUCUGGAUGAAGGGCACACUCCGAGAAAUGAGAACACCGACGUGUUGCAGUCCCUUGCGAAAGUUCAGACACCUAGAAAGGUUGUACUGUCAGGAACCCUCUACCAAAAUCACGUCAAAGAAGUGUUCAACAUCAUCAAUCUUGUUCGACCAAAGUUUCUGCGGAUGGAAACCUCUAGGUCUCUUGUGAAGCGUAUCAUGAGUAGAGUAGAUAUACCAGGUGCAAGAAAGCAGUUCAAAGCAGGUUCUGAUUCAGCCUUUUAUGACUUGGUUGAACACACUUUACAGAAGGACCAAGAUUUUAGAAGGAAAGUGACAGUCAUACAAGACCUGCGCGAGAUGACUAGCAAGAUCCUUCACUACUAUAAAGGGGACUUCCUAGAUGAGCUUCCUGGUCUUGUUGACUUUACUGUAAUACUGAAUCUUAGUUCAAGACAGAAGCUUGAAGUUCAGAAAUUAAAGAAGAUGGCGAGGAAUUUCAAGAUAAGCUCUGUUGGGAGUGCUGUCUAUCUUCACCCAAAACUGAAUUCUUUCUCAGAGAAUCAGUCCACAUCUGAUCAUAUGGUGGAUGAGAUGAUAGGGAAAUUAGAUGUGAGUGAGGGAGUGAAAGCAAAAUUCUUUCUCAACAUGCUUAGCUUAUGUGAAUCUGCUGGAGAGAAGCUACUGGUUUUCAGUCAGUAUCUCCUACCCUUAAAAUUUCUGGAGAGAUUAGCAGUGAAAAUGAAGGGUUGGAGUCUUGGAAGAGAACUCUUUGUGAUUACAGGUGAUUCAAGUUCUGACCAUCGCGAAUGGUCCAUGGAGCAGUUCAACAAUUCCCCUGAUGCCAAAGUGUUCUUUGGCUCGAUCAAGGCAUGUGGGGAGGGUAUUUCUUUGGUUGGGGCAUCCCGUGUUAUAAUAAUGGACAUUCAUCUGAAUCCUUCAGUGACCCGCCAAGCUAUAGGUCGUGCAUUUCGACCAGGUCAAAAGAAGAAAGUGUUUGUAUAUAGAUUGGUGGCGGCUGAUUCACUUGAGGAGGAAGAUCACAGCAUUUGCUUCAAGAAGGAAUUAAUUUCGAAGACGUGGUUCGAAUGGGAUGAGCAUUGUGGUUAUCAGGAUUUUGAAGUGGAGACCAUUGAUGUGAAAGAGUGCGGUGAUCUCUUCUUGGAAAGUUCACAGUUAGGGGAAGAUGUAAGGGUUCUGUACAAAAGGUAGAUUCUAGCAUCAUUCUAGGCCUGAGCAAUGGAGUAGGCUCAAGUAUUUCUUACUUUCGAUCUGCCUGAGUAAGAAUCUUCAUCUGUUCAUACUAGUUUGUGUGUGCUGGCUCAUGAACUUAAAUGUAGUUCUUGAAACUGACAACAGUUUUUUAUGCUUUUUCAGUAAUCCAUUUUAAAUUGCAUUUUCUGGUUUUUCUUUCUUUGCUAAGGAAGCACCUGUAUAAGCAUAAUCUCUCCAAUGGAGUCUUUGAUUAUGUCCAAUCAAAUGCUUAAUGGCAUGCGAAAAUUUCCUUAUUGCUCUUAGUUUAUGUAACAUGUCUUUGUACAGGCAGUUUUCCAUUACUGUUA
Molecule: messenger RNA, 3453 nt
Organism: Quercus robur (English oak)
Lineage: Eukaryota; Viridiplantae; Streptophyta; Magnoliopsida; Fagales; Fagaceae
Product: protein CHROMATIN REMODELING 35-like
Exons: 6
Coding region: 182-3103 (973 amino acids)
Biological process (GO): gene silencing by siRNA-directed DNA methylation
Molecular function (GO): ATP-dependent chromatin remodeler activity; ATP binding
Source: RefSeq, a predicted model, not a curated record